Molecule: messenger RNA, 2465 nt
Organism: Schistosoma rodhaini
Lineage: Eukaryota; Metazoa; Platyhelminthes; Trematoda; Strigeidida; Schistosomatidae
Source: the annotation of a GenBank genome assembly
CUUGGGAACAAUAUGGGAGUGUGUUUACAUUACAUAAAGAAGGCGAUCGACAACAAUCAGAAAUAACACGAAUACGUUACACUCAGUUGAGCGGCUGGACUACCAUCCAUUAAGAAUUAUCAAAGUUCUGGGACCAGAAUAAAACAACGAGAAAUGGGUGCAAAGAAAUAAAUGCGAUUACGCAAGCUCGUCACAUAGGUUUUGGACAAAUGAGAUAACCAACAAUUAACUACCAAGUUCACGAGUGUUACUGAAACUGAGUGACCACACCUCUCCAAUUGAAUUAUAUCACUGAAUUGAAACCAUGUCUUAAUAUCAAGGAAGGUGUUUAAAGAAAUCAACUGCUUUACACCUCUUCAUCUCAAAGAUAUUAGAUAUUGAAUUAUAACCGUCGCACUCUUUUGAUUGUCUUUGAAACGAAAAUUUUUUCUCUGACUUAUCGCCACACAACUCUAAUGAACCUUAAUUUCUAUUAUCAUGAACAUUAAUUUGAAUAUUUACAAUGUAACUAUUACUGGGUUAGCGUUUUUCUUUCUUUUCGCUGCAUUUCAAACAGCAUCCUUAACUGCACAAAAUGUUUUAGAAGCCGUUUCAAAACAGCGUAACAACAGUUUUGAUGGCACAGGUUACACUAGCUUAGCAAUUGUGUAUAUCUCAUUUGGCUUGUUCAACUGGUUUGCACCAAUUGUUGUAAUGUAUCUAGGAGAAAAAUAUUCUAUGAUCGCUGGUUCAUUUUGUUAUGCUGUAUACAUUGCUUCAUAUAUUGAACCAUUUGAGUGGAGCUUGUAUUUGGCAUCGUUUGUAAAUGGAAUCGGUGCAGCAGUGUUAUGGACUGCUCAAGGUGCAUUCAUCACCGAUUGUUCUACCAAAUCUAAUUUAAAUCAACACUUCAGCCUGUUCUGGGGAUUAUUUCAAGCUAAUCAAAUAGUUGGCGGUUUAUACGCUUACCUAUCACUAUCGAAUAUAGAUGAAAUAUCUCCCACAUUGCGUAUUCAGCUUUAUGGUGGUUUGUUAGGAUGUGCUGUUUUGGGAAUUUUAUUGUUAUUCACGCUGAGAAAGCCUCAUAAAACAGACAUUUCACAUCAACAGUUAAUUAAUGUGGAGAUAAAUUCCUCUGAUGAUAACUUAAGUCAGUUAACUCCAGAUUACCCAACAAUACAAAAUCGUUCGACAGUUUUUCAAUCGACUUUACACUCUUUACGUAGGUCGGUUAAAAUUUUAACUACAAAACCAAUGAUUUGUAUACUUGUGGCAGCAGCGUUUACUGGUAUUAAUUUGACGUUCUAUUCAAGUCUAUAUGCUUCUGCGUUAGGACAUUGUUUACGUUUCGGUAGAAAUGCAAAGUCUUAUAUCGGGUUGGCUGGCCUAUUUAUUGGAAUUGGGGAAAUUGUCGGUAGUUUCUCUUCACGUUUAACUCGAUGGAUUCGUUUAGAAGGAGUUCUAGUUAUUUUUGGUUAUAUCAGUGCAAUUGUAGCUGGCUAUUUCACUUUCAUGAUGUUACCGACAAACAGUUCUAUAAAAGAUACGGAUGAGCUGUCUUAUAUUACUCCUAAUGUCUAUUUGGCUAUGUUCAUAGCAUUUUUGUUUGGUGGUGUGGAUUCCGUGUGGAACACACAAAUUUCUGCCUUAAUUGGUUUCAUUUAUGGUGAGCAUGGAAGGGAUGUUACAGUUGGGUUUGCUUUAUUUAAAUCUGUUCAAUCUAUCGUAUCGGGAAUCGCUUUUGUCUAUAGCACUUACCUACUAUUACACUGGCAAAUACUCAUUUUUGUUGUAAUGGCUACUAGUGGUUUGUAUUGCCUGCUCAGUGUCUAUUGGUCACACCUAUCUCGCUCAGUAAAUUUGAUCGCCUAGGCUGAACAAGUUUCUCUUCAUGCUAAAAUAACAAAGCAUUAACACCUCAGUGCUCAAUAAAAAGUUAACUAUGAUUACUCCUGAAAGCCAUCUUGUCGUUAUUACAUAUCCCUUUCUAAAUUGACAAUUUUGAAGAAUUGUUUGCAUAGGGAUUUGGCUUUUGUGCAUAUUUUCUUUCUUAAUAUGUUUUUUUUAUUUAUUCAGUUUGUUUUCGAAUAUUGAUGAAUUUUAUUGCAAUCACGAUUAAGAAUUAUUACGACACAGUGUGUGCAAUUCGUCUUAAUAAUAGAAGUGUGAUUUAUGUACUUACUUGUUUCUUUGACACGUAAUACACUGACAAAAUUUUUUAAGUAAAAAUUCUACUCUGGCACUAACUGUAAUGUCAUCCUCUUUUUAAAAAGAAAAGUAAGAAUCACAUGAAGGAAGAGUUUGAAACCCUGAGUAGCGAUGAAAUCCCUAUUCCUAAGUAAAAAAUAAUUCAGAAGAAAUUCGCAAACUGUAUCGGAUUAUAAAAAUUAGCAUGCAAACAUUCACUGUAUGUUUUGAGACUAUUUAACCAAAAAUUUUAAAGAAGUCCUAAAUGAUAACACCUAAAUGCCCUGGUACAGCCGAGA